AUGUCAGUGAAGAAACUCACAAGCUCCCAAGAGCUCGAAGACGCCUCCAAGUCCGGCGUGUCCGUGAUUUGGAUCUACGAUUCCGACGGAGCGAACGUGGGCUUCGGCAAGAAGUACGAGAUCGUCGCAACCGACAACUCCGGCGCAACGUUCUACAAGGCUGGGCACGAGGAUGUGAAGGACGCGAUUAAAUCGCAGGGCUUGGAUGUCGAUUGGAUUUUCGUGUUCAAGGAUGGACAGAAGGUUGGGGACCAUCGUGAGGACCACAAUUCUGUCGAUGCGCUGGCCGACAAGCUCCGCACGCAACAACAGCUCGAAUCGCUGCAGAACAAAUUCGUCGGCACAGGCCACGCCGACACCACCAAGCACGAGUGGACGUCGAACAUCGCGCGCGACUCGUACUCCAGCUACCAAGGACAUGCGUCGCUGCUGCACUACAUGAGCAUCGGGAUGGGGCAGUCGGUGGAGCGGACGCGGAUGCAUUGUAUGGAGGGGAUGGUGUUGCCUGUGGGGCCGCCGCCGGCGGCGGUGGAUGAUUGA
This is a messenger RNA of Neohortaea acidophila, 540 nucleotides long. RefSeq names its product splicing factor 3B subunit 10-domain-containing protein. Lineage: Eukaryota; Fungi; Ascomycota; Dothideomycetes; Mycosphaerellales; Teratosphaeriaceae. Gene Ontology annotation, biological process: mRNA splicing, via spliceosome. The coding region runs from base 1 to 540 and encodes 179 amino acids. The record is from RefSeq and is a predicted model, not a curated record. The transcript is spliced from 4 exons. Gene Ontology annotation, cellular component: precatalytic spliceosome; U2 snRNP.